Myodes glareolus (Bank vole) is the source of this 410-nucleotide messenger RNA. Lineage: Eukaryota; Metazoa; Chordata; Mammalia; Rodentia; Cricetidae. The record is from RefSeq and is a predicted model, not a curated record.
GGACCUGUUGGAGAUAUGUUUCACUGGCUGGCUACAAUAAUGGGGCCACAUGAGAGCCCCUAUCAGGGUGGAGUGUUUUUCUUGACAAUUCAUUUCCCAACAGAUUACUCCUUCAAACCACCUAAGGUUGCAUUUACAACAAGAAUUUAUCAUCCAAUUAUCAACAGUAAUGACAGCAUUUGUCUUGAUAUUCUACAAUCACAGUGGUCUCCAGCAUUAACUAUUUCAAAAGUACUUUUGUCCAACUGUUCUCUGUUAUGUGAUCCCAAUCCAAAUGAUCCUUUAGUGCCUGUGAUUGCUCGGAUCUACAAAACAGAUAGAGAAAAGUACAACAGAAUAGCUCGGGAAUGGACUCUGAAGUAUGAGAUAUAAUUAAAGAAAUUAUCAGAUAACCUCUACAAAUAAAGCUA